This is a messenger RNA of Harpegnathos saltator (Jerdon's jumping ant), 1374 nucleotides long. RefSeq names its product mpv17-like protein 2. NCBI's taxonomy places the organism in Eukaryota, Metazoa, Arthropoda, Insecta, Hymenoptera, Formicidae. The coding region runs from base 452 to 1024 and encodes 190 amino acids. The transcript has 3 exons. The record is from RefSeq and is a predicted model, not a curated record. Gene Ontology annotation, cellular component: cytoplasm; mitochondrion; membrane. Gene Ontology annotation, biological process: mitochondrial ribosome assembly.
GCAUUCAGUACUACAACCGCUCAUUGAGCGCUAAGUGAGCACUUGCAUCUGAUUAGUAUAUAUUUCCAAAUCUAAAGGAAUAUACUCAACUGUAAAAGCUCAUUGAGCGCUCAGUAAGCGGUUGUAGCAUUGAAUGCACCCAUUAUGUGCAAAUUUACAGCAAAAAUCGCGCAGAGCCUGCAAUACAACAGGGUCUGCCACCAAUUUGCCGCUGCAAGCUCUGUACAGUUUUGCUGCAAAUCUGCAGCAAUUGUCCGAUAGCAGGUUCUGUCGCAUAUUUGGCGAUAGUUUGGCAGCAGGAUUUAAUAUAACAGCUCCUGCAUCAAAUAUGUUGCUUAUUUGCCAUCAAAAAUUGGUAGCAUCAGGUUCUGCUUCAAAUCUGGUUACUCAAGUUUGGCUAUAUAUACAUCUACUUAAAUAUUAAAUUUUCGCGAGAUCACAGAUAAUAAUUAUGGCGAUGAACAUCGCUAGAGGAAUAGGACUUGUUUUUGGUAGAGUGAAUAUACUAAAAGAACAUUUAUUUUCAUCUAAAAAUUUAUUAUAUACAAAUGUAGGAAUAUCAAUUUUUCUAUCUGGUACAGGAGAUGUUAUAGAACAGCAUUAUGAAAUAUUAAAGGGCCAAUGGGACAAAUGGAGUUUUACUAGAACAAAAAACAUGGCUAUAUCUGGUAUAUCCAUUGGGAUAUUUUGUCAUUAUUGGUACAAUUUCUUGGAUAUUAAAAUAACUGGACAUACGCUCAAUAUAGUUCUAAGAAAGGUGGUUAUAGAUCAAUUGAUUUGUUCACCUGUUUGUAUAAGUAUAUUUUUCCUAACAUUAGCUAUGUUAGAGAAUAGCAAUCUAGCAAAAUUGAAGGAAGAAAUCCAAGCAAAAGCACACAGACUCUAUAUAGCUGAGUGGAUUAUAUGGCCUCCAGCACAAGUUAUUAAUUUUUAUUUCCUUCCUACACGAUAUAGAGUACUCUAUGACAAUAUGAUAUCUCUUGGUUAUGAUAUAUACACAAGCCAUGUAAAAUAUAACACGUGAAUAAUUAACAAUUAAGUUGACUAGUUGAAUUUACAAAAUUAUCAACAUGAAAAUAAUUUAAGUAAUAAAUUAAAUAAAAUGACCAUUACUUACAGGUUUUCCCUUGUACUAAAAUUCUUAUUUUUAUAUUAGAAUUAUUUCUUGUAAGGACUAAUAUUAAUGAUACAUUUGCCAUGGUAUAUUUAAUUUAAGAUGCCUUAUAUGUAUUGUAAUUUAAAACUGAGUUUUAUAAAAUUGCAAAUUGUGUGAAUUACAAAUAAGAUAUAAUAUAAAUAAAUUAAUAUUAUUUUUGUUUAUGCUCUAUUUCUAAAAUAGUCCAAAUGAAGUUUCAUGUUAAUACACAUUGUGAU